GUCAGCAGCAGCGGCAGGGGCGGCCCGGCUCCACUGUGGGGAGCGUGAGCUACAGCAGCGGCGACAGCAGCAGCAGCAGCAGUCUCCUUCCUCCUAGUUCUCAUCCUUUUCCUGAGCGUCUAAAGCUGCAGCUGCAGCCGAACCAGUCCCGGCAUCCCCGCAGGCGACAGCAGCAACGAAGCCCUAUGCUGCCUUAACCAGCUCCCGGCACAGUCCAGCCCCAAAGGCGCCCGCGCCCUGGGGCAGUGCUGGGAAAGCUGCGUCCAGUUCUCGCCUCCUCCGCGGGCAUUUCCCAUCUUGCUGCUGCACCUCCUCCUCCUCCUAUACGCCUUCCUUUCCCUUUCUCUCUGCAUUCCCCGGAGCCCGGGCGGCCUCCGCGGGCGUUGCUGCACCUCCCCAACCCGGGGCACAGGGAGCUGUUGUCAGCCCCCUGCGUUCACUCUGCCCCUGCUCCUCAUCGUUGCGGUGCCCACCUAGGAACCCUCGGUCAGGGAAGGCAGACGCCCGCAAGCACCAGGGAGGAAAAGCGAGCGAAGCGGCCCCGAGGGGACCCAAGGGCGGCGGGGUGGGUGCGGUGCGCUCUUGGCUGACAGCUGUGUCUCCAGCUCUGGACUUGCAGUUGCUUGGCGCCGCCGAGAAGGAAGGACUUGUUGACCCCUGCCCAGCGUCCGUGUCGGUGUCCGUGUCCGUGCCACGGAAGCCCGAGGGACCAGGGUUCGAUGAACCAAGUUGCUGCCCGGCUUCCAUUUUGGUGCAUCUCCCUUCGCUUCUUGGGGUGAGUAGGGGCGACCCCCGCACCCCCAGGGCCUUUCUCCAGGAGCUUCGUUCCCCUCUUUUCUCGCCCCUCGGAGGCCCGGAAGCUUGGUGCUGUUGGGGUCCCUGCUGUGGUCGCCAACGCUAAGACUUAAGGCGCACGGACUGUGGAGAUCUGGGUGGUUGGUGGUCCAAGCUUUGGCCUUUUUAACUGUUGAUAUUCACAACUAAACAAAGCAUGGGGAGGAAACUAGACCUUUCCAGUUUGACAGAUGAUGAAACCGAACAUGUUCUUCAGGUAGUUCAGCGAGAUUUCAAUCUUCGUAAGAAAGAAGAAGAACGACUAAGUGAGAUGAAACAAAAGCUUGAUGAAGAAGGCAGCAAGUGUAGCAUCCUCUCCAAGCACCGAGAGUUCACUGAGCACUGCUGCAUGCGCUGCUGUGCCCCUUUCACCUUUCUACUCAACACCAAGCGCCAGUGCUGCGACUGCAAGUACAACAUCUGUAAAAGCUGUAGUUCCUACCAGAAGAAGGAGAGGAUGUGGCUCUGCUGUGUCUGUCAGCAAACCAGACUCCUAAGGGCCCAGUCCCUAGAAUGGUACUACAAUAACGUGAAAAGCCGCUUCAAACGUUUUGGCAGCGCCAAGGUCUUGAAGAACUUGUACAAAAAGCACAGACUGGAGAGUGGAGCUUGUUUCGACAUAAUAGAAGCAAGUUUUUUGGAGCCGAGUCUGGAGAAUGAAGGAAGCAUUAGUGGCAGUGAUUCUACAUUCUACAGGCAGACCGAAGGACACAGCAUGAUGGACACCCUGGCUGUAGCCUUGCGUGUUGCUGAAGAGGCUGUGGAAGAGGCCAUUUCCAAGGCAGAAGCAUCCGGUGACAGUCUGGACAAGCAGAACGAAGCUUGUUAUCUUCGUGAACACAAGGAGGAGUUGAUAGAAGAACUUGCCACCACCAUAGUGCAGAAGAUCAUAAGGAAGCAAAAAAGCAAAGAACAGACAGAGAAGGAAUCUGAUUGGACGCAGCCAAGUAGCAAUGCAAGGAAGGUGACUGGUCAGAGGAUGCCAGCUUUUCCAGGGGAACAACAAGCAUCCUGCUCACUCUUGCAGAGAUCCCAGUCUGCAUUCUCCCUAACUGGUCAAGAGGCUCCAAGCAAGGAGUCGAAGGUCUCAGCACCCCUGGAGACCCUGUGGGCAGAGCAGAGAGUCCAGGAGCAGAAACCAAAGGAACAAGAACAUGCUGCCUUACCCAGCUGGAAGAGCAUGGACAGACUGGAUGAGACAAAUCCGGAGGACCCUGUUUUGCAAAGUGCUGAUGGGAACUGGGUAGCCUUGAAGAAUAAGCUGUUUCCUCAUCACCGCCUGUUGGCCAAAUCCAAGAGCCAGGCUUUCCAGGCUCUGGAGAAGGAGUCCAGUGUGGUGUCUGCCUAUGAUGAGAUGGGCUCAGACAGUGAGGAUGACUUUGACUGGAAUAUGACCCUGAACAAGCUCCACCAGAGACCCCAGAGCCUGUCGGAAAAUUCCUACUCCACCGAUUCCCCGCACCAUACCGAGUGGGCUUAUGGCCACGACCAGUGUCCCCGAGGAAUGUCCCCCUCCUCUGGUCUCUACACCAAUACCGAGGCCAUGUGCUCUGACUCAGAGACUUCUUCGGUGAGCUCUUCCAGAGAAGUCCAAGGGCCAGCCAAGAGACCCUGGCUCCAGAGAAAACCUCCCAGCAACCACUCCUUAGAAAAAGCACACCUACAAGGAGGGCUGGAUGUGAACUUCAACCCCCAAGCCACUGACACCCAGGACUCAGACAGCAGUGAGGCUGAGGCCACUCACCAUACAGCCGACAAGCGGUCAAGGAGGUGGAGGAGGAAUAAGCUGGCCUCCGAGGAGCUGGGCGAAGAACAGCCCCCUACCCAAAGCCAUGAGAAAGAUUCAGACUCGAAUCAGGUUUUUGAUGAUUUGUCAGAGACUGAUAUCAGCAGUGAAGAUCACCAUCAUAAAAGCAGGACAAACGACACAGAAGACAAACUGAAGUCCAGGUUGUUUGAAUUAGCUGCUAAAAUGAGUGAGAAGGAAACCUCUUCAGGUGAGGAGCAGGAGUCAGAGCCCAGGACGGAAUCGGACCAUCAGAAAGGAAGUCUGUCCUCUGAAGACAAUGGCCAGUGCAUUCAGGAAGAAUUGAAGAAGGAAAAGAGAGAGGCUUUAGAUGUCUGUUUAAAGCUACAGUUUUUGUCCACAGUGCUACAACAGAAGUACUCAGCUGUGUCCCUCUGUAAUAUCUCUACGGAAGUCCUGAAAGUCAUCAACGCUACAGAAGAACUGAUUGCAGAAUCGACAGGUCCCUGGGAUUUCCCAGCAGAUCCUCCAGAGAGAGAGAAAGGACCAUUUCCUCUUGGGACAGACCACGUGAGACUUGAUGAGCAACUCACUUCACUGGAAGAAAAUGUAUACCUGACGGCAGGCACCGUCUAUGGCUUAGAGGGCCAGCUGAAUGAGCUGGAGGAUGCUGCCCGCAGAAUCAGCAGCACCACAGGAGAACUGGAGCUUGCUGAGCUAGAGGACCAAGUGGCCACAGCAGCAGCCCAGGUGCACCAUGCAGAACAGCAGAUUUCAGAUAUCGAGAGCAGGAUUGCAGCCCUGACAUUGGCAGGGUUGAACGUGGCUCCAUGUGACCGUCUGACAAGGAAACGCAAUCAGAAGCAAAUGAACCAGGUACAGACUAUUGACACAUCAAGACAGCAGAGGAGAAAACUCCCAGCCCCGCCAGUGAAAAAUGAGAAAAUGGAGGCUGCUUCCCUAACGUCUGUUAAAACCUUUAACCGGAAUUUCAUACUCCAAGGGUCUAUGACACAAAGGACUAAAGAAAGAAAAAGUACUGCCAAGGACUUGAUGGAACCAACUCCAGGAUCCGCCAUAAUGUUUUAGUGGUACAGAACUCUACUGCCAAUCACACACUGCCUCCAGCUGUAUACACCAGUGCCUUUCUUGAACAGCCAUUGUAUACAGUAUGUCCCAUAGAAAAUAGGCCCCAGAGGAGCUUUGCUUCCUCUGGGAGCAGGGCUUUCUUUUUGUCUUGGAUACCUCAUUGAGAAAGCUGUCCAAGGCUUCAGCAUUCUGGUCUGCUAAUGGAAACUUUGCCUUAUGUUCCCUUGAGAAUCCAGGAAGGAUACUAAGAUACUAAGUUUCCAAAGCAAAGUUCUUUGUUUUACAAAUGGCACUUUCCCCCUCCCCUGUCAAUCAAUUGUGCUAAAGAAUGUCGUCUUUUAAGAUAAUGUUUGUGACUUUUUUUUUUGGUAGCCCUGAUUCCAGGAGAUGUCUAUCAAAAUUCCAUCUGGUAAAAGAGGAAAAGACCAUUUAGCCUGCUCCUACUGGCUGCUUAGUUCUCACAAAGACCUUUCUGACUUAUGCAUGCUAAGGAAAAUGGCCCUAGUAGUGAAUGCUAGAUUCACUGAUGUUGGAAGUGGUAAGAGUGCAGUUUUCAUUCUUAAAAAGCAAGGGGAAAAAAAAAAACUACCAAUGAGCAGAGGCAUCUGUUAUUCCCUUCUCCAUCUGCCAGGCUUCUGGCUCAUGGUUCUUACGGUGAUUUUUAUUAGUUUGCAGUCACGAACUAUGAUGUCACAUUCCACCAGGACAGCUCCUGGUGAAAUAAAUAUGGCACACCUAAACAAAGAUAUAUUUAUGUUUCAUCUCCAUCCCAGGGACUAUCUUGUAAUCUGGGCAAGUCACUGGUACCUCAACCCCUUCAGCAACAAUUGGGGAUUCAUCCAUUGAGCAGGAAUCCAUGGGCCAUCUUAGGACUUAACCUUUCCCACCACAAGGAAAGAAAAGUGAUGGCAAACACAUCCCAGAACUCACCUUCUGAGCAUUAUUCAAGAUUAAGGAUGUGCAAUUUAGUACUACUGUUAGCUCACACGCUUACAUUAUAGUAUACAGCUUCCAAAGUCCUUUCCCUCCCUGUGGGAGAUAAGUAGUGAAUAUAGUAGUAUCCCCAUUAUACAGAUAAAGAGAUUAAGACUGGUUUUUAGAAGCAGAAGAUUCAAACCUAGGUUUUCUCACUCCCACAUCCAGGGCUCUUUCCACUAAAUAAAGGUCUGUUGGGGAGGAUUUAUAAUAGAAGAGUACAAAAGAUAAGGUGAAUACAAAAUUACUUACAAUGCAAAUUAGUGAAAGCCAGUUGGAAAAUAAUUUAAGAAUCAAUCAAAUUGUUUCAAAGGAAAUCCUAAAACCCUUUACCAACAAAAAAAAUUAUCAUUAUAAGCAACAUGACUCCAGGUGAUAAAGCAUAGCAUCAAUAAACUAUAAUGUUAUUCUGGGCAUGUGUGGACAGCAGGAAUAGGUAAUAAAUUUGUGUCAAAUUACAGUCUGCUCACAAAAACAAACAGACCUAAAAACUUCAUUCAGUAAAGUGGGUCUUGUUUAUUCAUAAGUUAUUAAUGGAGAAUCUAAUUAGGAGGGUUGAAUUAAUUGGAAUGCCUCAAAAAACCCUCCUUUUACAUCAUUUUAACCUCUAGAUGAUUGGUUUAUCUGUUACACUAUUUCCCAAUCUUGGUGGCUACAAGUAUGGGUCAUGAGCUGACCCUGAUGAUGAUUUGCAUAUUUGUCUAAUUAUACUAUUUACUAAUACUGUGUAUGUGUUAUCCAACUUAAAGACUCAUUUGAAUAGAGUAAAAUUUUUGGCUUUUGUUCCAUUGGUGUGAUUUAAAACAAAAUAGAAAAGAAAAAAGCCCAAAAUACAAAAAAACUCCAAGUUCAAAAUAGAAUGUUUUCCAUAAAGAGGCAUGAGAAGAAGCUACUGUUGUUAGUGUUAAAAUAUUCUGUCUUCUUUGACAAAAAUGUGUCCUGUGUAAGCAUUGCAAAAAAAAAACAAAAAACAACAAAAAAACAACAAAAAACUGCUCUAUGGCAUUUGAAUUUUUACAACGGUUUCCUUGUGCCAAAUCUGUGUGAAAAUUUAGUUUUAUCAUUCAAAAAAAAAUCACAAAAGCAUAUGUUCUAUCAACGCGGAGGAUUAUUUUGUCAUCAAGUGAUUUCAAUCUUUAGUGUUAAUAUUUAUAUUUAGAUUAAUUUUUAUAAAUGAAAAUAUUUUAAUGGUUUAAGAAAAUUAAGACUCUUUAAUGAUUUCUUUAAUGAAGUCUGAGUAUCUGAGUACAAGUUAAGCUUGCCUUCAUGUUAUCUGCAUCUUUGCCAAGAAUUACUGUCGGGAGAAGUGAUAACAGAGUAAAAGUCAUUUAUGAAAAAUAA
Monodelphis domestica (gray short-tailed opossum) is the source of this 5986-nucleotide messenger RNA. It is a transcript of the gene MYRIP, whose product is annotated as myosin VIIA and Rab interacting protein. NCBI's taxonomy places the organism in Eukaryota, Metazoa, Chordata, Mammalia, Didelphimorphia, Didelphidae. Gene Ontology annotation, biological process: intracellular protein transport. Gene Ontology annotation, molecular function: actin binding; myosin binding; small GTPase binding. The record is from RefSeq and is a predicted model, not a curated record. Gene Ontology annotation, cellular component: cortical actin cytoskeleton.